Trichosurus vulpecula (common brushtail) is the source of this 6524-nucleotide messenger RNA. It is a transcript of the gene TRAK2, whose product is annotated as trafficking kinesin protein 2. The record is from RefSeq and is a predicted model, not a curated record. Gene Ontology annotation, molecular function: GABA receptor binding. NCBI's taxonomy places the organism in Eukaryota, Metazoa, Chordata, Mammalia, Diprotodontia, Phalangeridae. Gene Ontology annotation, biological process: anterograde axonal transport of mitochondrion; neurogenesis. Bases 591 to 3335 code for a protein of 914 amino acids. The transcript is spliced from 18 exons. Gene Ontology annotation, cellular component: dendrite.
GAAGCCGAGUGCCAGUCUGUUCCGCCACCAGGCUGCUCAGGCGCCGCGGCGGCCACUUCUGCGGCCAGCUUUUGUUGGGAGCCUUCCGAGGCUGGCGCUGUCUGCGAGCCAGGGACGCCGGGACCACGUCGAUCCCAGGCCAUUCAUGGCUGUCCCUCCUGUGUACGUAUAUACUACCUACAGAUAAUCUUCUCAGUAUAGCAUUGUAAGGACACCAGCGAAACAUAUCCCAUUGGUUGGAGGCUGGCCCACUGGUUAUUCCAUGCUCUAGUAAGAAUCUGAAAUAUACCUUGACAACUUUUUCCUUGAAGGCUUUAUGCUUGAUAUUUCUUGCCUGGAGGAGCCUAAGGUAUUUGAGUAAUGGCUGGCACGAGAGAUAUAGCCACAAGAGACUGUGUAAAGUGCAACAGAUGUAGCAUUUGACCAUUUAGAAGCAUCCAGCUUUUUAAAAGUUGUGAUCUGACCUAUCUGACCUGUGGGUGUAGAGAUAAGGUCACUAGAACACUUUCUUUCCUGGAUGGUUUGAUGGCUUUCUUCUCUGACUCAAAACGAAAUAGUUGUGCUCUACUAACACCAAAAAAGGACCGUGGAUGACACUGCCUUGGAAUGCCAUCUCUGAUUCACUGACACAUGAAGAAAACCUCAUGAAUAGCAAUCACAGAGACUCAGAGAGCAUCACUGAUGUUUGCUCCAAUGAGGAUCUCCCUGAAGUUGAGUUGGUGAGCCUGCUAGAAGAACAGCUUCCCCAGUACAAGCUACGAGUGGAUUCCCUCUUCUUAUAUGAGAAUCAAGACUGGACUCAGUCUCCGCAUCAAAAUCAACAUGACUCUGAUGCCAUCUCUCCAGUACUUGCUGAAGAGACUUUCCGUUAUAUGAUUCUAGGCACAGACAGGGUGGAACAGAUGACCAGAACUUACAAUGACAUUGACGUGGUCACACACCUUCUGGCUGAGAGAGAUCGGGACCUCGAGCUAGCAGCUCGUAUUGGACAAGCUCUCUUGAAGAGGAACCAUGUUCUAUCUGAACAGAAUGAAGCCCUUGAAGAGCAGUUGGGACAAGUUUUUGACCAAGUUAAUCAGCUGCAGCAUGAGUUGUCUAAGAAAGAUGCAUUACUUCGAAUUGUCUCCGUUGCUUCAGAAGAGAGUGAAACUGAUUCCAGUUGUUCUACACCUCUUAGAUUUAAUGAGUCUUUCAGCCUUUCCCAAGGUCUCUUACAGGUGGACAUGCUACAAGAAAAACUCAAGGAACUGGAGGAAGAGAAUUUGGCUCUCCGGUCUAAGGCUUGUCACAUAAAGACCGAAACAAUUACCUAUGAAGAGAAGGAGCAGCAACUUGUCAAUGACUGUGUUAAAGAACUCCGUGAGACAAACGCGCAGAUGUCCAGGAUGACAGAAGAGUUAUCAGGGAAGAGCGAUGAACUGAUUCAGUACCAGGAAAAGAUCUCCUCCCUCUUGUCGCAGAUCCUUGAUCUUCAGCAUAAACUUAAAGAACAUGUGAUUGAAAAAGAAGAACUGAGGCUUCACCUCCAAGCUUCCAAGGAUGCCCAAAGACAGCUGACAAUGGAGCUGCAUGAGUUACAGGAUCGGAAUGCAGAGUGUCUGGGAAUGCUACACGAAUCCCAAGAAGAAGUAAAGGAACUCCGUAGUAGAUCUAGCCCUGCGGCCCAUUUAUAUGGCCCCCAACAGUGUGGAGCAUUUUCUGCGGAAUCUCUAGCAGCUGAAAUUGAGGGAACCAUGCGUAAAGAACUGAGCUUGGAUGAGGAGUCUUCUCUCUGCAAACAAAAAGAGCAGCAGAAGCGAGUAUUUGACACUGUCAAGGUGGCUAAUGAUGCGCGCUUCCGUUCAGCCUCAUUUCCUGCCCUGCUUCCGAUUCCGGGCUCCAACCGUUCAAGUGUCAUAAUGACGGCAAAGCCAUUCCAAUCUGGGAUUCAGCAUCUGGAGAGCAGGACAUACUCGAGCCCGAGGAGCGGCGUGGAUGAUACAUCUAAGGACUCCCAGAAUGUGAGGCUGCCAGGAACCCCCGGAGACAGUGACUUAGUUACAGCCUUGCACCGCCUUUGUCUACGCCGGCAGAACUACUUAAGUGAAAAACAGUUCUUUGCCGAGGAAUGGGAACGUAAGAUGCAAGUGUUGGCUGACGAGAAAGAAGAGGCCAGUGGCUGCAGCACCCCCACGGGGAGCUUUGCCUCUCUCUGCACCAACCAGUCUGAGGUCACAGACCUCAGUACCAGCACCAGCUGCAUUCGGGCUUUUAUGCCAGAGAAGCUGCAGAUUGUGAAACCUCUGGAAGGAUCUCAGACUCUGCAUCAUUGGCAGCAACUUGCACAACCAAACUUGGGAACCAUUCUUGAUCCACGGCCAGGUGUCAUUACAAAAGGCUUUACUUUAUUGCCAGAAGAUGCUAUUUAUCACCUUUCUGAUUUAGAAGAAGAUGAAGAUGGGGGCAUAACAUUUCAGGUUCAGCAGUCUUUUCAGGAGGAAGGGAAAUCUUCGGUGUCUAAUCCAGUACCCAGUAUCUUCCUACCACCUCUUACUUCGGCAAGUGUGCCACUUACAGCCUCGAAUCCAGGAAAAUGUCUAUCAUCCACAAACUCCACAUUUACCUUUACCACCUGUAGAAUAUUACACCCCUCUGAUAUCACUCAGGUUACCCUAAGUUCCAAGUUCCCAUCGUUAUCCUGUGGAAGUACUGGUAGCAGUACGCCUAAUACAGCCAUGAAUUCCCCUGCCCUGUCCUACAGGCUCAGCAUCGGGGAAUCAAUCAGCAGCCGACGAGACUCUACAACCACCUGCAGCAGCACCAUGAGUCUGGCCAAACUUCUGCAAGAACGAGGCAUCUCUGCUAAAGUAUACCAUAGCCCUAUUUCAGAGCACCCUCUCAUUCUGCCAACCACUAAAGUCCCAGCCAUUCCCUCCACCCCACCGAACUCUCCAUACCAGUCACCUUGUCCAUCUCCUUUGCCUUUUGAACCCCGGGCACAUCUCUCUGAAAACUUUCUUGCCUCUCGACCAGCUGAAACAUUCCUACAGGAGAUGUAUGGCUUGAGGCCUUCCAAGAACCCUCCAGAUAUUAGCCAGUCCAAGAUGAACCUGGUGGACAGACUAAAGAGACUUGGAAUAGCCAGGGUCAUCAAGACCCCUGAGAUGAAGGAAAACCGAAAAAGCCACGGGACAGAAAUUGGCCUGGGAAGACCAGACUCUGCUGCCUUUUUAAAUGCAAGCAGCAAUCUAUUGGGUGGACUCAGGAGGAACCAGAGUCUUCCAGUCAUGAUGGGUAGCUUUGGAGCCCCGGUUUGCACAUCUUCCCCUACAAUGGCUGUCUUGAAGGAAGACUGAAUUUAAGUGUGAAGGAUAAACUUGUAGUCUAAUCUGAAGGAAAAAGAAAGUUGCAGAAGGGUUGUGGAUGUGAGGAAGAAAAAGGAGGAUAAUGAAGAUGAGUGUAAAAAGGUCUAGGGUUCGAGCACAUAUAACUGAGAAAUAUAUAGGCAAAAGGGAUGGAUACAGGUAUUAGAAAGAAAGAGACAGAGCACUCCUGGAGCCUCAGGGUUUCUUGACUUGAACCAAAAAAAAAAAAAGGCAAUUGAAAUUCUUUAAUAGUAAAGCAUAUCCGAAAUACAUUGUGGACUUGUAUUCUCAUCCCUCUCUGGCUGAGAAUCACAAGCAGGGAGAAAGUCAAUUUAUGGAGGCAGAGAAUGAGAGCAACUUCCAUUGUCAUUUGGAAAUCUAUUCUUUUUUCAAGGCUGGUGCCUAAGCCAGGGAUUAAAGUGACAAGUCCAGGCUGUUUCUUAGCAGCAAUGAGAAAUUUUAUACAUUUUUCCCAUUUGCUAUUUAGUUAUAAGCUUGUCCAUCACCUGCUAUUUUCACAGUUGAAACAACAACAACAGCAAAACAACUAGAAAUGUUACCUUUUGUCAGAUCAGAAGAAGCCCAUAUUUCUUUCUGCCUCGCGUCCACUGAGCAAAUAGGAGAAUUUCACUGAGCACAAGCGCUAUUCAAAUUCCUUUUGUAUUUGCAGCCACCUCUAUAGUUUUUAGGAAUUUUGUAUUUUUAUACUAUGCAAAAAAGCAACGCUCUUAGGGAUUUCUUUAUUAUUUUCUUUUUCUACUUUAGCAAGCUUAGUGAACUAGAGCCAAUGAAAACUAUUAUCAGAAUUUCCUUUUGGAGGAGUGCAAUGGUCAAGACAUAUGGACAUAAUUAUGUGUGUCUCAGGUCUCCUUGGAGGCUGGGAAGAGUAUAAAGAAGAAGUGCAAUCCAUAGGAAUUGAGGGAUGUUGUAUUUUUUUUUUUAAUAAACAUUUGUUGCAACUUUGGAAAGGAAUCUUUCCAGAGCAGGCUAUGCAUAUUUUUUAAUGGAAGAAUACCUGUAUUUGCACAACGAAAUUCUCAGGCACAUUGAAUUGUUAGAAAUUGAAGAAACACCCAGGUGCUUGCUUACUUUGGGGUUGUAUUUUGAUUUUAUUAAGUCUAAACAAAAAGUAUAACACAAAAUAAAGACCAAAUGGGAGUUAUUCUGCUGUGUCUGCUUGGUGAUAUCUAUCCCUUUCUCUAAAAAUAAGCUUUUUAAAGGGUAGAUCAAAUGAAACCUGCCAAGGCAGGUUGCCUUUGCUCUUCCAAAUGGGUUCUCUGUAUAUCUGUUGGCAUCAGCAGACCCUUUGGUAUUGGAUUUCAAAUACCAAAAUAAAAUGCAAAGUUGUGACAGGAAGAAGCCCACUGAAUGACUUCUGCACCUCCAUAUAUUACAGUAGCAUCAUUUGAAUAGGACAGUUUGAAAAUAAAUGGAACCACCUAAGAGACAUGGUUGAUAAAAAAGAUGAACAGAAAUGAGUUAUUGCCCUUUUGGUUUCCAGAUGGGAAAAGCACAAAUCUCUCUGGUGCUGACUUUGCCUCCUUUAUAUAGGUUAAUGUUGUGAAUGACCCUGAUUUAAUGGAAAGAGGAGCUGUGGACUCAGCUAUGAGUAUAAAAAUUUCAGAUUGUACCAGCCAGGAAAAAAAAAUCAACUAACACUUGUACGUUGUCAGUCAUGAGUUUUCGAUCCUUUUGGUAUUUUUGUGGUAUAUUUUGAUACAACUUCAAAUUUUCUAAAUGAUACUUUAAAAAAAAGUGAGGACAACUUCCUCUUCCAUCUUGUGCCUAAAGAGCGCAGUCACGUGUUCAAAGGGGAAUCCCAAACAUCGGCAUAAAUAAACUGACGUGAGCACAUCCCCUAACUGUGAAGGAUGCUAAAAGAGAAAUCCUAGUUGCUUAUAUUACAGGAAAAAAAAACCAACCCCCCCCCCCUCUACUUUUUAAAAGGGCAUUUGAAUUUGUUUUACUUGAAGUAACUAUGUGGGCUUCUUGCUUUCUUAAAAGUCAGAUUUUCUUUUUCUUUUCCUUCAAAUGAACCAGAUUUCUAGUGUGUCCUUUUGCUAGGAUUUUUAUGGUUUCUGAGAGGUAUCACGAAGUGAUUGGGUGGACUCGACUCUGCAACAGCAGAGUAGAGUGGCAUGGGAGCCAGAAAACCUCACAAUGUGUCAAACUGUCAGGUUUCUGUAGUCCAUUAUAUAAAUAUUUAUAGACUAAGCUAGAUUUCGAAGUGUUCUAUAUAUUAAGGAAAUUUUAAUUUAUAUGUACCUUCCCCCUCCUCCCCCCAGCCCCGCCUAGUAAUGAUCUCUAGGUAGUAGUCAACAAUUAGCCUAAUUAACAGCCAAGUAAGCAAAGGUUUGGUUGAAGACAGACCGAGCCAAGCCAGAGGGUCACAUACCAGUCUCUGUUGGUCAUUAAGAAAUGGGUCUGUGUUAGAAGUCACGUGGAAAAAUUGCAGAAGCCAGUCAGAUGUUAUUGUGGUACACAAAGUCUGAGAAUCUGCACUGCAUCAGGAUUUUGUGAUGAGUUUUCAGUAACAAGAAAUCCUCCUAGACUUGUCCAUCAUGCUGCUGUUACCACUCGGAUGUUUUUUGCUGUCUUCACAAUUUCCAUGUUGGACUAGAAGACCAAUGUCAAAAACCACACUUUUCUUUCUUUCUAGCGUUCAAGGAGAUUUUCUGUGUCUAUACCUCUUGAGUAGGAGUAUUUCCUGUUAACUAACAGGCUAACUACCUAAACUCAGAAAGUGGCCUCUCCUACCUUUAAAGCUUCUGGAGAGAAGUUAAUGACAGUAUCGGGGCAGCUUGAGCACCUGGUUUAACCGCUUUGUGUUCCAACGAAAAUCUGAGAGGAGGCUUAGUGAGAGCUGACUCCCUGUAAUCUGUGCUUGAUAACAAUAUUAAAGUAUUAUUAGUUCUAACAAAUGAAAGUAUGCGUGUAUUCUCGGGGUCUGGUCUUAAAAGUCUGAUCAUCUCUCCUUAGAUGUCAAAUGUAUCCAUGUACUCCUCGGGUCCAGCGCAGCAGAGAAAUGCAUUUGUGUACGCAGGCCUGGCCGCAACCAAGAGCGUGGCAGACAACAUUGUCUGAUGUUUGGGAAUGUGGGCUUCUGUCAGACAGCUUUGUGCCCUUGACUUUAUUUAUGGCAUGGAAUAAAGACAAUAAACAACUUCCUUUUUAUGUUCA